UAUCCAACACUAUUCUCUCUUUCUUUGGCCAUUUUUUUCGGUACUCUCUCUCUCUCUCUCUCUCUCUCUCUGCAAGAUUUUUUGUGUCCUUUUUUUUUUAAUCUUUAGCAAAUAGAAUAGGGAAUUCACGUGCCCCAGUUAUUCAAUCCUUUUGACUUUGCAAUUUCGGAUACAAAAGUUCGAAUCUUUUAAGGUGGGUGGUUACUAAUUAUCGUAGAAAAUGAGUACAUUGGAUGCAACUAGGGCAGAACUUGGCCUUCUUGUUUUGUAUUUGAACAAGGCUGAGGCAAGGGACAAGAUAUGCAGAGCAAUACAAUAUGGUUCCAAAUUCUUGAGUAAUGGGCAACCUGGUAAAGCGCAGAAUGUAGACAAAACAACCAGCUUAGCACGAAAAGUUUUUCGUCUAUUUAAGUUUGUCAAUGACCUGCAUGCUCUGAUUAGUCCAACACCUCAGGGUACUCCCCUUCCCAUAAUUCUGUUGGGAAAGUCCAAGAAUGCAUUACUGUCCACUUUCUUGUUUCUUGAUCAAUUUGUGUGGCUCGGUAGAACUGGUAUCGUAGAGAAUAAAGAACGUACCGAACUACUUGGCCGGAUUUCUCUCUACUGUUGGCUGGGUUCCUCAAUAUGUACUUCCUUGGUCGAGAUUGGGGAGCUUGGAAGACUCUCUGGAUCAAUGAAGAAAAUAGAGAAAGAAAUCAAGAACAAUAAUAAAUAUGAUAAUGAGCAAUACCAGGCCAAGCUAAAAAAGUCAAAUGAGAGGACUCUAGCUCUUAUCAAAGCAAGCAUUGAUACAGUGGUAGCUGUUGGACUGCUUCAGUUGGCACCCGAGAAAGUCACUCCCCGUGUUACAGGGGCAUUUGGAUUUGUUUCAUCUCUAAUAUCUUGCUAUCAGUUGCUUCCUCCUGCCUCUGCCAAGUCAAAAACAUCGUGAGCUUGGAAGAAUAAAAUAGCUCCCGUCAUGCUUCAUUGUUGUUAAAUAAUUGUAUGAAUUUAUCAGCAGAUGUUAAUUGGUAUGGUUGCUUUUGUCUUAGUAGAAAACAAGGUCCUGAUUGGAGUUGUUUUCAAAAACCAUUUUAUUGUUUCGGAUUCGGUCCUUAAAACUCUUUGGAUUAUUAUAAAUAUAUAUAUUUAUCCUCUUAA
Trifolium pratense (red clover) is the source of this 1140-nucleotide messenger RNA. Its product is annotated as peroxisomal membrane protein 11C. Lineage: Eukaryota; Viridiplantae; Streptophyta; Magnoliopsida; Fabales; Fabaceae. Gene Ontology annotation, cellular component: peroxisomal membrane. Gene Ontology annotation, biological process: regulation of peroxisome size; peroxisome fission. The coding region runs from base 221 to 931 and encodes 236 amino acids. The record is from RefSeq and is a predicted model, not a curated record. The transcript is spliced from 8 exons.